Messenger RNA from Echinostoma caproni, 2184 nucleotides. NCBI's taxonomy places the organism in Eukaryota, Metazoa, Platyhelminthes, Trematoda, Plagiorchiida, Echinostomatidae. The record is from the annotation of a GenBank genome assembly.
AUGCAACGAUCGAACUCACGGGCCAGCUCUGUACCAAUCUAUUCACGUGACACAUUUGGCCAGGGUGGUACAACCUAUUCGUCACACACCAAUUCGCCACAGGCAAGCUGUACCUCGGAACUGAGCACAAUCAUCAUAAAUAAUCACCUAAACGACGCUAAAAAUCGAAGUCCGGUAAGAUCAAUUCCAAUCCUGCGUUCUACGGAACAUUUGUCAUCAAAACCGUCCGUGGUCGGUGAUCCAGGUUGUCCAAAUCGUGUUUUAACAAAUGGGAUGAGUUAUUCCAACAGUAGUGAAAAGAUAAACAGCCUGACGAGAAGCCAGAUGACCUCGGUCCCUGGAGUAAUGCAGCUUCCAAGAAGCGAUCUGAAAGCCACGCCUCCUCCUCCUCUUCCGAACGAGACACCGAUGGCGCGCAUCGGUCGGAAACCGGCCUAUAAUCGUACCCAUUCAAACGCUCGCUCACUGAAUCGUUUUGCGAUGUCGGACACGGAGGGAGUGAAACCGCUCUCGGAUAGCGGUUAUGGCUCGCUUGGCUCGACUGAUAUAUCCAGAAAGCGAGGAGAACGCUACGGAUCGCAAUCAGGAACGAGCCCGUCACGAAGGGGCACUGGUCCCCCAAUCGAUAAAUCUUCCGUCUCGCAUUCGACUGGCCAUGAGUUGGUACAAAAACGAAGUUCAUUGGAUAUUCUAUUAUCUGACGAUUAUUUGAGUGCGGAUCCGAUGGGAAAUCUGACCAGAACCCAGGCUGUUAAUUCCAUUUCCGGUGAUGGUAGCAUUAUUGGCGGCCGUUGUGGCGUGAAAGGCACCAGUCCACAGCAUUCUGCUAUGAUUGGAUCUGUUCGAGCCCGACACUUGUCUUUAAAUCCAUACGCUCAAUUGCCACCACAUUAUAAUGCAAUGGAAAACAAAUCAAUCGAUGCGUCACCGGUGGGUCCAACGAAAUCUAUUCGAAAGAGUGCUACUGGUGAACCACAAAGCAUUCUGAAAAACAGUCAGUUUCGCUAUAGCUUGCCACGAAUGCGCACGAAUGCACCCUGUUUGACAGACGUAGAAUUCAUUGAUCAUGCUGGUCCCAAUACGUUCCCGUUACGAAAUGCCAGCUCAUAUACCAGUAUGGCGGACUCACUUGGUCCUCGACCACCACUCGAGAGACCUUUUGAAAAACACAUCCGGACCGGAAUCAGUCCAAAACGCAUCGGUUCCCAAUCAGAUGCGGAGGCAUGGGAUUCGAGUGAAAUAUUCGGCCCGGUCAGUGGUGUAAUGAAAAGGUUGCCCCCGUCUAACCGUGCUUCUUCUGUGCCCCGAUCCACACCGAGAGAAGAUGCGAGUGUGGUACCAAACACCACUUUGUCUGGUUAUCUGGGUACCCAGUUGACAGACGCGACCACGAAGCCUCCAAUGAAAACCGUCAGUGGUUUACGAAGCUCGGGCAGUGUUUCACGCCCGGGGUCAAGUGUUGGUGAUCCGAUAUCCACGAGAGUUGUGCACAAAAUUUCACCAAAUAUGGUUCGCAUCUCUCUUGAUUUAGGAUCACCCCCAAAUUCACCACCCACAGUGGAUGCUCAUUCCGUGGUUUCAUGUCAUCCUACGCUGACUUCUGGCGUAGGGGCCGCUGUUGUUGGGGCCCCAACCUAUCCACCACGCCGAUCGCGAUUCACCCGGAGCGCUUCUCAACCGAAUGAACGAUUGCCACCGAAGGGCGAUUUCAUGGUGAAACCACCAAGUGCGUUAACACGAUCAGUGGAAAAAACUGAUUCACCUAGCCCCGGAGGAUCCCCGGAGCGAAAAUACAUUCCCUUUAACAAAUCAAACUCAUCUGUCAAGUAUUUAAAUUCAGUCGCCUUGAACGGGUCGAAUACAACACAGAGCACAGUUCGUGCUAUGAGUCCCAGUGUACGGCCGGUUGUUGUGGAUAGUCGUAGCGGUGAAGCAAAAUCCCGACCGGGAGGAAUACGAUCCCUAGUUCCGUCGAAUGGGAUCCCUUCGAUUGGUAUGGACAGACCAAUAACAAGCAGUCAAAGUGCCAAAACCAGUCCGACUCGCGCAUCCGGUACUGGUCGUGGUUUGUCUACCUUGAUCAGCAUGGUAGGGACUAAGAUGAUGCUCACAAUUGUUUGCGGAAAAUGUCAAAAUCUGUUAAUCGAAUGUGAAAACCCUCAGAAACCUCCUGAAUUGUAUUGA